CAUUACUGAAACUUCUCACAUUAGACUCUUAAACGUCCGUCUGUGAGAGUUGGUCUUUAAUCUACUGGUCCUUAUUUUAUCUUUACUGCUCUUAUAAAACUCCUCAUCUUAGACAUGCGUGAGUGUAUCUCGGUCCAUGUGGGCCAGGCUGGAGUCCAGAUCGGCAAUGCAUGCUGGGAGCUGUACUGUCUUGAGCAUGGGAUCCAACCAGAUGGCAAGAUGCCCAGUGACAAGACCAUUGGAGGAGGUGAUGACUCCUUUAACACCUUCUUCAGUGAGACUGGAGCUGGCAAGCACGUCCCCAGGGCUGUGUUUGUGGAUCUGGAGCCCACUGUCAUUGAUGAGGUGCGAUCUGGAAUUUACCGCCAGCUCUUCCACCCUGAGCAGCUGAUCACUGGGAAGGAGGAUGCAGCCAACAACUACGCCCGUGGGCAUUACACCAUCGGCAAAGAGAUCAUCGACUUGGUUCUGGACAGGAUCCGCAAACUGGCUGACCAGUGCACUGGCCUCCAGGGCUUCCUGGUCUUCCACAGCUUUGGAGGUGGCACCGGUUCUGGUUUCACUUCCCUGUUGAUGGAACGCCUGUCUGUUGACUAUGGCAAGAAGUCCAAGCUUGAGUUCUCCAUCUACCCAGCUCCCCAGGUAUCCACAGCUGUUGUUGAGCCCUACAACUCAAUCCUGACCACCCACACCACCCUGGAGCAUUCUGACUGUGCUUUCAUGGUAGACAAUGAGGCCAUCUAUGACAUCUGCCGUAGGAACCUCGAUAUCGAGCGUCCUUCCUACACCAACCUGAACAGGUUGAUCAGCCAGAUUGUGUCCUCAAUCACUGCUUCCCUCCGAUUCGAUGGUGCCCUCAAUGUUGAUCUGACAGAGUUCCAGACCAACUUGGUGCCCUAUCCCCGUAUCCACUUCCCCCUUGCCACCUAUGCCCCAGUGAUCUCAGCAGAGAAGGCUUACCAUGAGCAGCUGACUGUUUCAGAGAUCACAAAUGCCUGUUUUGAGCCAUGUAAUCAGAUGGUGAAAUGUGACCCACGUCACGGCAAGUACAUGGCCUGCUGUCUGCUGUACCGUGGUGACGUUGUGCCCAAAGAUGUUAACGCUGCCAUUGCCACCAUCAAAACAAAACGCUCCAUCCAGUUUGUAGACUGGUGCCCAACUGGUUUCAAGGUUGGUAUCAACUACCAGCCCCCAACUGUGGUACCUGGUGGAGAUCUGGCCAAGGUCCAGAGGGCAGUGUGCAUGCUUAGCAACACCACUGCAGUGGCUGAGGCUUGGGCCCGCCUUGAUCACAAGUUUGACCUGAUGUAUGCCAAGCGUGCAUUCGUGCACUGGUACGUAGGUGAGGGUAUGGAGGAGGGAGAGUUCUCUGAGGCCAGGGAAGACAUGGCUGCUCUGGAGAAAGAUUAUGAGGAGGUGGGUGCAGAUAGCGUGGAAGGAGAGGAUGAGGGAGAAGAGUACUAAGAAGUAUCAGGAAACUUCAGCCUGUCUCAACACAUUCAACCAUUCCUCAUGGAACAAUGUUUUUCUGUCCCUUUGUAACCUUGACUUUUAAAUAUUGCUCUAUUUUCUUGCAAUAAAAGUCAAUUUCAAUGUU
Oncorhynchus nerka (sockeye salmon) is the source of this 1597-nucleotide messenger RNA. RefSeq names its product tubulin alpha-1C chain-like. Gene Ontology annotation, biological process: mitotic cell cycle; microtubule cytoskeleton organization. NCBI's taxonomy places the organism in Eukaryota, Metazoa, Chordata, Actinopteri, Salmoniformes, Salmonidae. The record is from RefSeq and is a predicted model, not a curated record. The transcript is spliced from 4 exons. Gene Ontology annotation, cellular component: cytoplasm; microtubule. The coding region runs from base 115 to 1464 and encodes 449 amino acids. Gene Ontology annotation, molecular function: structural constituent of cytoskeleton; GTP binding.